This is a messenger RNA of Nicotiana attenuata, 699 nucleotides long. RefSeq lists its product as uncharacterized. Lineage: Eukaryota; Viridiplantae; Streptophyta; Magnoliopsida; Solanales; Solanaceae. The transcript has 4 exons. The record is from RefSeq and is a predicted model, not a curated record. The coding region runs from base 1 to 699 and encodes 232 amino acids.
AUGGCUUUUAUUAAAGGAAGGCAAAUCAUGGAUACUGCUCUCAUUGUCAAUGAAUGUGUUGACUCUAGAUUAAAGGAGAAGAAACCAGGAAUCUUGUGUAAGUUAGAUAUAAAUAAAGCCUUUGACCACGUUAAUUGGGACUUCUUAAUAAACAUGCUGAGACGGAUGGGUUUUGGUACAAAAUGGACCAAUUGGAUCAGAUUUUGUAUUAGCACUACCAGAUUUUCAGUGUUGGUUAAUGGCUCGCCUGAAGGUUUCUUUCCCUCUAACAGGGGGAUUGAGGGGCUUCAGGCUAAACAACAGACAAGGUGGAAGUCUGGUGGAAGUCUAGAGAUAUCACAUCUCCUCUACGCAAAUGAUGCCAUUAUUCUUUGUGAUGUAGAGAUAGACCAGAUAAGGAUGCUGAGAGUUAUUCUUACAAUCUUUGAAGACAUAUCAGGGCUUCAUAUUAACUGGGGGAAAAGCCUAAUUUUCCCGAUUAAUGAACCUCGACAGAUUCAGCAACUUGCGGGGAUACUUGGUGGUGAAAUUGGUGUUUUUUCAACUAUUUAUCUUGGUUUGGAACAUAUUUAUAGCUCUAACAGGGAUUCAAUGGGUCAUGCCCAACAGCACCAUGGAAAUGUUGUCAUGCUGGAACAAGGGGAGAAGAUCUCAUCAAUCUAUGGCUCUAUGGCUGGUGCAAUCCAAACUCAGGAUUAA